This is a messenger RNA of Iphiclides podalirius (scarce swallowtail), 717 nucleotides long. Lineage: Eukaryota; Metazoa; Arthropoda; Insecta; Lepidoptera; Papilionidae. The record is from the annotation of a GenBank genome assembly.
AUGCUUGAUAAAAAUGGAAGAUUGAGUGAUGACAUUGAAUUCCUGUAUGCUUUUGUUGCAAUUAACGUUAAGGACAACAUACUUCCGCAGUCGUUUUUAAAAGAGCGAGUGACUGUGGAGAGUGUUUGCAAGUUCCUGUCGGCGAAGGUGAAGCUGUUGCAGGAGCAGUUGACCAAAAUGCAGACCUCGUUGGAGAAAAAGGGCCAGCAGUGCGAUGGUCAUCUUGCGCAACUCGCUGAGCUCGAAGGCGAGAGGAUGACUCUUCUUAAUAGGGCCAAUAAGGCAAAGGCGGACGCAGCCGAGAGCAAAGCCAAGUAUAUGGCAAUACAGGGACAAUUAGAGGAGAAGGAGCGCGCUCACAGGGAGCAGAGGGGCGCCGCCGACCGGCUGGCCGCGGAGCUGAAGCAGGCGAGGGGCAGGUGCGGGGCGCUGGAGGGGCGCUGCGCCGCCCACCAGGGGGCGGAGGCGGCGCUCAGGCACCAGCUGGCGGCCGCAGAGGCCACCCACCAGGAGUUCCGGGACUCGUCGCGGCAGCUGUCCGCCUCCCACGAGGGCGCCAUCUCCCGGCUGGAGGCGCGAAUCAAGCAGCUGACGUCCUGCGCGCAGAAGCAGCACGCGCUCAUAGACAACCUGAAGAUGCAGAACACCCUCCUGACGAUGCAGGGCGCCACGGCCUCCCUGGAGGCCGAGUACAACGACUUCCUUAAGCGGGAUUUG